This is a messenger RNA of Phalaenopsis equestris, 1272 nucleotides long. RefSeq lists its product as uncharacterized. The record is from RefSeq and is a predicted model, not a curated record. The transcript has a single exon. Lineage: Eukaryota; Viridiplantae; Streptophyta; Magnoliopsida; Asparagales; Orchidaceae. Gene Ontology annotation, molecular function: protein-folding chaperone binding. Gene Ontology annotation, cellular component: plasmodesma. Gene Ontology annotation, biological process: protein folding. The annotation marks the transcript as partial.
UUUAAAAUAAUUGCGCAGAUAGGGAAACGACCUAGUAAACUUCUCCAGCAAGCGGGAGAAACAUCGCGAGGCUUCCAGAAGAAAGUCGUAGCAUCCCGGUAAAACACCCCGGAAUUAUCUCGAACCAUCCCUCUCUCUGUAUAUAACAUUGAACGAAAACUCGCAUUAGCAUUCCAACAUCUACUUCAAAUCUUCCAUAGGAGAGCAGAAAACUGAUAAACAAUGGCGAGCCCGUUUUACCGUAAUCAUUGGAAUCCAAUCCGCCAUGGUUACUACCCACAAGUCGAAAUCCAGGCCCAAGCAACAAAGCCCAAGAUCGUCAAUAUACCCGUCCACUUCGUCGGCUCUGAUGGCGCCGCCAGCAAGCAGUCGCCGGCACCGGCAACUGUGCCGACGGAAGAGACGAGAAUAGCUGCGGCCAUCACGAUCCAGCGGGCUGUGCGAGGGUUGUUUGUGAGGAAGAAUGCGCGUGUAGUCCGCCAAGUUGCAGCGGAAGUGGAGGAGAUUGAGAGGAAGGUGAGAGAGGGGGAAACUAAGAUUCGAUUAGAUUCGAGGGAGCGGCUUUUGGUGAGCGAGACGCUGAUGGCGUUGCUUCUCCGCCUCGAUGCUGUCCGUGGGGUGAGGGAUUUUCGGAAAAGGGUUAUCCGACGGGUUGUUAAUUUACAGGAGGUGAUCGAUUCCAUUUCCGCCGCUGCUGAAGGGCCACUCUCCGUAAUCGGCAUGUCAGAAGAUCAGAAAGGUUUAGAAGGAGAAGGAUGUGAGCAUUUGUCAGGAGAUCAUGAAAAUAGAGAGGAUCAAACCUGUAAUCAAGAUGAGGAGAUGAAGGACAACGAGCCCGAGUUGGAGGUGAGGAUUCCGUUAGCGGUUGAAUCUUCGAAUAUAAACAGUCAUCCGGUCGAAACUGUGGAUGGCACCAUCUCAGAAAGCGAUCCAGCAGAUGAUCUGGAUGUUUCUGGGAUUGAAGUAACUGAAGAAGCAUUGAUGGAUCAUGAAAAUGCAGCAAAUCAAACAAUUGUUCUUCAAGAGGAGAAUAAAAAGGUCGAGACGGAAUUAGAGAUCGAAAUCCCGGCGGAAGUUGAAUCACCCGUAAGACAAAGUGAUUUGAUUUCAGGAUCCAAUGGCAUGGCUAAGCUGUGCAGCAUAGCAGUGGGCAAUGAGGGUGCUAUCGACGUAGCUGAGGAGUCAUCAAUGGAUCAUGAAAAGAAAUCAACUCAAACCCUCAAUCUGGAAGAGGAUACGAACGAAGCUGAGGCCGUAUCAGAAGUGGAGAUU